Messenger RNA from Papilio machaon (common yellow swallowtail), 1181 nucleotides. RefSeq lists its product as uncharacterized. The record is from RefSeq and is a predicted model, not a curated record. The transcript has 3 exons. The coding region runs from base 380 to 1114 and encodes 244 amino acids. Lineage: Eukaryota; Metazoa; Arthropoda; Insecta; Lepidoptera; Papilionidae.
UUUAUCUAAAAGUAGUUUGAACGGUUUUUAUACAUAGCUCCUCCUCCUUCACAGAGAACAGACUAGCGCAAGUCACUUGAACCUUAACGUCAUAUAAUUUACUCCUAAUAUAUCAAUUUUAAAGUAAAAUAAGAAAAUCAAAUAUAGGUAAUGUAAUUAAUGUUAACUGUGAAGUAAUCAUCUAAUAAUGAGACUUAACCUAAUUUUCAUUUACAAGCAUAUUAACGUGUGACAAGCAAUUUGCAGGAUGUAGAGGUCGUGUACAAUUAGCGGGUCAAAAGAUAGAGGUGCCAUGAUAUAAGAGGCGGAGGUUCAACCUUAAUUAAUAUCACUCUGUCUACCAACCACAUACGAAAAUUACCUUCAAUUACUUGUUUAAAUGGAAUUAAUUAUAGUACAAUUUGCAUUUCUCUUUACCACCUUGUGUGCGUCAGAUGUUAAUUACUGUCCGGACUUGAAACCUACUCAUGAUUUUGAUAUAGAUGAACUGUUGGGAAUGUGGUAUUUACGUGAAUACAUAUUCCAUAAAGAUAAUAGAAUAAUAACGGAAUACAAUCCUUAUUGUCCUAUAAUACAGUUAAGAAAGUUUGAAGAUUAUAUACAAGGUGGUUUGAUUAAUCGUAACUUACCCACGCCGCCUACAUCAUACCUCCCGUUAACAAAUUCUCCGUACGUGAGCCGCACGUAUGGCCUACCCGAGCAGUACCGCAUCCGACACUUCGUGCUCGAAUGGAACGAGGGUCUCUGGAGAGAUGAGUACCACAUCAAGGUGAACACGUCGCAUAAAGGUUUCUGGCCCACAGACGUGCCUAAUAGAUCGGUUGAGAAAAUGUACCGGUUCUUCGGUGGAGUAAUACAAGUAUUGAAAGUAGCGAAGACUCACUUGGUAUUGAACUUCUGCAUGCGUCUACCCCAUUCCCAACUGUACAGCGUCGUGUUGUCCAGAAACGAGAACCAGCUGACACCUGAGGACCUCGCCAGUAUUCACAACAUUUUCACCCUCAAACAUCUAUCUACGUCCGCUUUGAAACGCGUCUGUGAAAAUUCCGCAACAAAUAUUCAAUUAACUGGGACUUUGUUUGUCAUUGUGGCAUUUCUAUUGGCAAAAUCUUGAUCAUCGUAGUAUUAUUAUGUAGUUUUUUUUGUUUUACGCUGAUGUAAUUUGAGAGUAAAUUACUUAU